Diceros bicornis minor is the source of this 3748-nucleotide messenger RNA. It is a transcript of the gene KLLN, whose product is annotated as killin, p53 regulated DNA replication inhibitor. Lineage: Eukaryota; Metazoa; Chordata; Mammalia; Perissodactyla; Rhinocerotidae. The record is from RefSeq and is a predicted model, not a curated record.
AUGCCCAGUGUGACUGUCCGGGGGCUGGCUUGGGCUUGUUCCGAGGCGCCCGCCAGUAGCUGCACUUGCCGCGGCUGCUUCUGCAGCAACGCAGGGCGGGGAGGACGAGCUGAGCCUCGGCCUCUGCUCAGAAACCCAGCCGGAGGCAAAGUAGGCUGUUGUGGGGCAAGUGUGGGGGGAAUGAAGGUGAAAGCUGAGGCGGGUGCGUUAAGCAGUGUCACUGACUCGAGUCUGAGGUUACCUGUGCACAGAUGGAAAGGACCAGGUGACUGCGCUGGUCAGCGUACAGGGAAACGCAGAGACAGUCCUUGCAGCGAGGACACCCCUCCCCCUGCCCCCACCCCCAGAUUUCCCUGGCACGGCCUGCAGCUUCACUCUCCUUUUGCACCGCUGUCGGAUCACAAUCGUUCGCAGGAAUUUAACUGCAGCAGCCUUUGCCGAGAAUUUCCACCUCUCCCCCCACCCCCACCCAUGUCCUCAAGGUUCCCAAAGGACAACUAUCCCAGUGGACUGAAAGCGGAUCCCCAAGCAUGGGAUACACGCCGCGGCUCCCUACAUCUGCCCCUAGGGGAGCCCAGCAUCUCUCCCUUCGGGGCUCCAGUUCGGUUCACCGCGUCGAACUCCAGCUUGAUCCUUAGAGGCUAUCCUCGCCCCGCCCCUUUUGGGCCGCUAAGAAAACCCGGCUGGGUGGAUCGCCCCGGGGCCAGGUUCUGCGCUCCCCAAGCCGGGCCGUGCACGCUGGAAGCCCGGGUUGCUGCGCCCGACUGUGAAGUACGGAACGGUAGGAAGCUGCAGCCUGUGAGUGGGCGGGGCCGAGGAGACCUAGGAGGGUUCAAAAGGAGGUGGAGGGAUACACGGGCUACAGUCGGAACUACUUUCAGGAGGCGGUCACGUGUGCUCCUAGUUGGGGAACUUUCCAAAUUCCCAUUCCCCUGUGAUAGCUCGAGAGCCAAGUGCUUCUCUUCCUUCACUCGGGGUGCUCCCGCCUUGUGCGGGCAGCGGGACCCCAGAGCCUCCGGGGUCUUGGCGGAAGAACAGGCUCAGGUGAGCCUCCCGCCGGAGCGCUGUCGGGGCUGGCGCCUGGGGAGCUGGUUACACAAGCACCCACAUCCAAGCACGUGCCCCCGCCUCCCCGCACGCUGGCCGCCGCCGCUGAUUCUUGCAGACCACCGAGCGAGAGUUCCCAAGCUGGUCCCAUACUUAGCCUGCUACCCACAGAAGAAGCUACAAAGCCGAGACAUUCCACUCCUUGCUCUGAGUCGGCUAACACUGCGCGUUCCCAACCGUGGGAGAAGGGGCUGGGCCCGGGGGUCUGGCGCAACUCCCUCGAUAGCGUCCUGCCCCUUAGGGCGAAACUUGGUGGUGCUGUGCUACGCGGGGCAAAAGGGUAUCUCCUGCAGCAGCCCGCGGCUUGAAUUCACCGAUGUUGCAACAAACUUCCAGUCACUACACCUGAGCUGGUGAGCGCGCCCCACCUACUGUAGACUCAGCCAAGUGACUUUUCUGGUCGGAGAACCCAGUCAAUGGCCGUCAGCCCAGAACAAACCUGUCAAGUCUGCUUACAGCCCCGAUUGGUUGACCUAUCCCCGUGAGAGAACUGGUUCAGAAAUGCUGAGAACUGGAGCGCAUUUACCUCGACAUUGAUCAGUUGCAGAGCGAGUUGUCCACUUUCUGCUUGGACAGAAGGGGCAUCAAUCAACACCAAUUUAGGAAUUUCUUCCUUUUCUUUCCUCUGGGAAGAGAACUCCGGGAGACAAUUUAAGUCCAAAAGUAUCUGAGUUGAGACCUAGGCUGAGGCACUGGGUCGUAUUUCAGGUCUGGGAGAAUGGGAAUCAAUUUGCAUGUGUAUUGCAGUAAUUGUGAGUAGGUGCCUAGGAAGGUCUGAAGAGGAUUUCUUCAGUUUAUGAGAAAGAUGAUUGUAUAUGAGCACAUCAUAGUUGCAGGCAGCCCCUGAAGACUAGAAACCCCAAGAGAGCUAGCUUAGAAGCCACAGGCCAUUACCUAACUCCAAGACUACUAAUUAAACCAGGGGUAUUUACAGUGUUCUUAGAGAUCUCUGAGGCUCCGUAAAACUUUGCGUUUAUAUACAACAUCCUUUUAAAAGAGCUCUGCAGGAGUUAGCAACCUGCUGAAUCUUCAGUGUUGAUAUGUACUGGAGGCUGGUUUUGUGCAUGGUCCUGGCCAGCUUGGGGGAGGCAAAGGUCACAAGUGGAAAAGGAAAUAGAGAGCAACCUGGAAAGAGCAGGUGCAAGGCCUCCAUUUGGUUUCCAAAGAUGAAAAUCCUGUCCACACAGGCUAGUGUGAGCUAGAGAUUUCUUUAUUUUACAAAUAACCAAGGAUAAGGAGUCCCUGAUUUCUAGGUGUUCCUCUAGACUGCAUGGUAAGAAUCUGAGCUGUGCGCAGUUGAGAGUCAACUAUUGCUAGGUGGGGAAAGGGAAAAUGAAGAUGAAGUUAAAUGAAAGGAAGUAGAUUGGGGAGGGGUAAAAUGUCCCAGGUUUGUUUCUCAGGUUGCUGAUCUUGUCCCCCAGAAACCAUGUUAUUAGCACUGCCCUACUUUGCCCCUCCUCUGGAGCCUCCGCUAUGUGAGGGUUAGUCUCACAGCAUCUGAGAAGUUCUGAAAUCCACUUCCAGGAAAGAAAAUGGAUUAAUUCCUGCCCUGUUUGUGUUAGGCAUGAGGAUAGAGGAUCCUUUUCAAUUCCCAGGGCACAGUUAUUCUGGAGCAGAGAGGGUGUGCGUCACCAGCACUAAAGUGCUGGAAUACGAGACUGGCCCAUGAACACUUCCAUCUGCUGAAGGAAGAAAAUGGGAAAUGAGUUUUUUGCUACUCUAAACAUUAGGUUCCUCUACUUCUCUCUAGUGUUGAAUGAAAAGCUCACCGAUGUUGGCAGAUAUUUGGCCAGCCUGACACCAAUAUCAGGUGGUUAUUAGGAGUUGCUGAAUAAAAACCUCCUUUCCUUCCCUUCCCAGCAUUAAGUAGGUUCCUAAAGGAAAUAUUGAUGUAUCCUUUUUCAAUUUUUAUUUUCCUUCACUUUUUCCUUCUACUCAAGAGAUCUGCUUACCCAGGUGGUAGAGCUGAAACCUCUACUAUCUAAUGUACAGAAAGUUUUUUAAAAUACUUUUUUCAAAUUCAGUUGCAAAGAUAUUACAAUAGUCAUCCCUCAGUAUCCACGGGGUGACUGGUUCCCGGAACCCUAGUGGAUACCAAAAUCCACAGAUGCUGGAGUCCCUUACUUGGCCUUCUGUAUUGGCAGAUUCUGCAUCCGCAGAUUCAACCAGCCGUGAUUGUAACCAUAGUACAUACACGAUCCACAGUUGGUUAAAUCCGCAGAUGCAAAACCCGUGGAUAUGGAGGGCCAACUGUGCAUUGGUUUCUAAACACUUCAGUUCUUUAGAUGUCCAGAUUUAGAACGUCCUAGGGAGAAACAGAAGCUUGUAACAAAUGGAGAAUUAUAUAAAGCUUCAGGGAGACUGACUAUAUAGAAUAAUUAGUGAACAUGAUAAACCAGCUUUAAUUAUAGUUUCUAACAGCUGAUUCCAAAACUGUAUGGUUACUAUACCCACAUAAUAUCCAAAGAAAAUUCCUUUCUCAUUUUCUUUGAUAAGUGAAAUGACCAGCAACUUGAUGUGGGUGAUAUACUUGAUGGGUCCUUUGUAGGUCCUGCUGCUAAAAUGUCUUUUGUUGAACACUCUGAUUGCUAUAGUGCCUUUCUCAUCUCCCACACACUGACCUUUCAAAUACAGAUCUAAA